AUGAUAUAUCGGUGGUGUUGAGGAUCUGAGAGCUGAUAACUAAACUCAUACGCGGCGCAAAGUUUGUUUUUCUGUUUUCCUGGUAAUGGGAGUUAAAAACAAGCUCGGGGUGACGUAGCGUACUUCCUCCUGCCACCACAAGCCAAACCCAGCAACCACCUCUAUGACGUCACAACAGCUGUCCCACGACUCACGUGUGGCUGUCGAGCGGGUGUGCGGGGAUUGUAGUCCUUCAUUGCUAUCUCGGGAUCACGAAAGCUUGAUCGUGCAAUCGAUACACCGGAUAACACAAGCGCCUGACACUAAUUAAGAGGACGACGCACUUGUAAUAGGCAUCUGCCUACGGGGUGAGCACCAGGUAUUCGGCGAAUCGUGUUGGGAUCCACACAAGCCUCCGAUCGAACUACAGUUCCCAGAAGAUCGCGCUUCCGCACUGCUGGGCUGCCUUUGUCGCGAAGCGACUUCAGCAGCAGACCGCAGCCGCUAGCCGAGCGAGGAGGGGGUUCAGACUGUGCCGGACAUCCGCUUGCCUGUUUAUUUUGUUUUAAGUUUUUGUUUCCCCUAAAAGAGAAAAAGAGGGCUCUGUGAGCUCAGCCCGCUGCCUGUGAAUCUCGGAUCGGGCGGACCAGUCGCGGACGAGUCGAGCCGAGCCAGGCGCCUCGGACGCGGGUUGGGUCUCCGAGCCUGUGCGGCCGUGCUGAGCCCGGAGUGAGAGCAGACGCGCAGGGUGUGCUGCUGCCGGGGCCAGAGGCCGGCCUGCUCCCGAUCCCCGUUGCCAGAGCGCUGCAGCCGCGGCGGCAUGGCGCAGCACGGCCCGGUGGCGAGCUCGCAGAAGGCGCUGAUGCUGGAGCUGAAGAGCCUGCAGGAGGAGCCCGUCGAGGGCUUCCGCAUCACGCUGGUGGACGAGGCGGACCUCUACAACUGGGAGGUCGCGAUCUUCGGGCCCCCAAACACCCACUACGAAGGGGGCUACUUCAAGGCUCGCAUCAAGUUCCCCAUCGACUACCCCUACUCCCCACCUGCCUUCCGCUUCCUGACCAAGAUGUGGCACCCCAACAUUUAUGAGAAUGGUGACGUCUGCAUCUCCAUCCUGCACCCCCCUGUGGAUGACCCCCAGAGUGGGGAGCUGCCCUCCGAGCGCUGGAACCCCACACAGAACGUCAGGACGAUCCUGCUCAGCGUGAUCUCGCUGCUCAACGAGCCCAACACCUUCUCGCCCGCCAACGUGGACGCCUCGGUCAUGUACAGGAAGUGGCGGGACAGCAAGGGCAAGGACCGCGAGUACACCGAGAUCAUCAGGAAGCAGGUGCUGGCCACCAAGGCAGAGGCGGAGCGGGACGGCGUGAGGGUGCCCACCACGCUGGCGGAGUACUGCGUGCAGACGCGGGCGCCCGCCCCCGACGAGGGCUCCGACCUCUUCUACGACGACUACUACGACGAGGACAUGGACGAGGAGGAGGAGGACUGCUGCUAUGACGAAGACGACUCGGGGACGGAGGAGUCCUGACGCCCCACCGGCACCGACCUCUCACCUCCAACCCCCCGACCCCUAUGGACUAAGAACUUGCCCCCCUGCACAGCUGCCCCAGUUUUUAAAAGCUUCAGUUCUAAAGACUUCUGAACCAGUGCUUUGGGUUUCCCGGUUCUGUGUGUGUUCUGUAGUUUGAGGAUCCAACUCUCGGCUCCGGUUUCCGCAGGGCUUGUGUCCCGAGCUCGGCUCGGAGUGGUCCGGAAUUCUUGUUGGGGAAACACUGGUGUUCCUGAUAUUGACCACAGGCCCUGAGGGAGAAACCGCUCGGAAACUGGUAGUGUGUGGUGAGGAGGAUUUCUCACUGCGGGCUGAGGACUCCUUGCAAUAUAGUUGUGGUUUAUUUUUGCCUUUGUUGCCUUUUAUAAUCUCUAGUUUUUCCACCAGAAGGCUCCAGAGGAUCCCAUUCCUUCAUGUCCGCUCCGCUCCUCUGCGACGGGCUCUCCUGCCGCAUGCUCGCUAGGUCGGGGGGGUGUUGGCUCUUUGUUGGCUCAGCAGGAACGGAGUGCAGAGGGAUUUGGGAAUGGGACCCUCCUUUUCCUCCUCUCGUGUGGUGAUGGCUCACUCAUCUGUAAAAUCUGAACUUGGCAAUCGUAGAUCAGUGUAAAGGGUAUUUUUUUAUUCCUGUUCUUUUUCAAGCGCCAGCCCCGUCUCUCGUCUGCUGCUCCUGUUGCGCUGAGUGCAGCUCGUCGAGAGGCCGUGGUGGGUGGAGCUCGGUGACCUGACCGGAGGUCCGAGUGGAAAGGGCAGUACAGCCUGUCCAGCGGUUUCCCCUCCGUGCGCUUGGCAGCAGGGCGCAGGGAUGGGCUCUGGGUCUGAUUUGUGUGGCUCCUGGGCAGCCUGGCGAGAGGGGCACACGUCUCAAACUGAAUGUGAAGCCGUUUUGCUCUGUCUUCAGUGAUCCUUCUCAAGUUUUCUUUUUUGAAUGAGCGAAUAAUUUUUUUUAAGGCUGUUUUAGAUGCUCAGGUCUCUGGGUGAUUGUGGUUUUGUCCUUUAUCUUCCCUGUCCUUUCUUUUAACUUCCUGGGAAAGCAGCCGUGCCAGGUCGCGGAGCGCCCUCUGCUGUCGGUGCUCGGCCCUGCGCCAUCUGCCUGCCGGCUGCUUUUCUCCCUUUCCAAGACUGUUUACACUUCCCGUCCAUGUGCCCGUGUCGAGAUUUUGGACGAUCGCUUGUUUUCCCUGUUUGUAUUUUUUUCUUAUGUUUUGUAAAUCUAUUUAAAAAUGGAAAAUAAAUCUUUAUUAGAACAGCU
Lepisosteus oculatus (spotted gar) is the source of this 2777-nucleotide messenger RNA. RefSeq names its product cell division cycle 34, ubiqiutin conjugating enzyme. Gene Ontology annotation, biological process: protein polyubiquitination; ubiquitin-dependent protein catabolic process. The record is from RefSeq and is a predicted model, not a curated record. NCBI's taxonomy places the organism in Eukaryota, Metazoa, Chordata, Actinopteri, Semionotiformes, Lepisosteidae. Gene Ontology annotation, molecular function: ubiquitin conjugating enzyme activity.